Messenger RNA from Suillus clintonianus, 1551 nucleotides. Its product is annotated as P-loop containing nucleoside triphosphate hydrolase protein. The record is from RefSeq and is a predicted model, not a curated record. Bases 1 to 1551 code for a protein of 516 amino acids. Lineage: Eukaryota; Fungi; Basidiomycota; Agaricomycetes; Boletales; Suillaceae. Gene Ontology annotation, cellular component: mitochondrion. The transcript is spliced from 8 exons. Gene Ontology annotation, molecular function: ATP hydrolysis activity; ATP binding.
AUGAGGCAAGCCGUCGCAUCUCCGCUAUAUCCUUCAAGCGGACUCGGAGAUGUCCAAUCUCUUGUCCAGAUUUCACGGUCCAACAUCUAUCGCUUUGGUGACCCAAACGUCGUGGUGCCGGUCUUCCGCGAUGUUGAAUGGACUAUCGGCGAGGGUGAAAACUGGGCUGUAAUAGGGACAGGUUCGAAGCAGAAGACAGCCCUUUUGCAGACGCUCCUCGGUCUCCUACGUAUAACUCCUCCUCUGCCAUUACCUGGAGGCCUAUUUCCUUUCCUUUCCGACCCUCCAUGUGACCCACACACCUGCCCCUCUCUCGUAUCAUUCGCUCAUCGAUCUCGCGCAGCAGGUGGUGCCUUCUAUUACUACACUUCUCCGUACGGCGCAGUUAGAGAAGAGGACCGUAUCGCCCUUCGGGAAAGUAUGUUCGGAGAGUACAACAUUCAGCCAAAAGGCGGCAGGGUGAAAACUCCCGUUGAAAUUGCACAGGACGAAGUCAAGAAAGGCAUCUUUGAGGACCUAGCUUCUAAACUACAUCUUUCCUCUCUGUUGGAUUUGCCUUUGAUCGCUUUAUCAAACGGGCAGACGCGUCGAGCCCGCAUUGUGAAGACUAUUAUGUCUGAACCAGAGCUCCUCGUACUCGACGAACCUUUGACUGGCCUCGACGUCAAUAACCGCCCAACCUUGUUGAAUGUUCUUCGUUCAGUUCAUGAGUCUCGCAGUCCAUGCAUCAUCAUGGGCCUCAGGAUGCAAGACCCCGUUCCUGACUGGAUCUCACAUGUCGCUUUAAUGACGGGCGAAACUAUCUUGACAGACACCAAAGAUGAAAUGCUGUCUAAGCACGCAUACCACCACGCAAAAGAAGCUGAGAGAACGGCACGCACCACUCAGUCUUAUCUGCAGCUUGGCCUUGAUCAUGGAAAGCCACUAGUGGACAUGCAGAACGUGAACGUAUCGCAUGGCACACGCAAGGUGCUCAAAAAUAGUGAUCGGACGAUCCACAAAAGCCAGUGUUGGCAUCUUCAAGGUGCAAGUGGUAUUUCGAACCUCGAGUUGUUCUCCCGACCUCGGCAGCAUAUCCCUACUCCGCUCUUAUGUUCUCUCAUUGGUGUCGUUUCACCAGAACUUGCGAAUGCAUACCCAAGACGCGCCGGUGUCAGUGUAUUCGACGUCAUUGGCACAGGCUUUGACGGCAGUUUCGUCCCUAGCGCACUCAGCAAUGAAGUCAGACAGUGGAGAGUAAAACGCAUACAUGAGAUCCUUAACGGCCUCGGUCCGACUUCCUACGAGUCAGACAUCAAUGGCGAACAGAGUGCGAUCGUUCUGCUGACGCGGGCGCUUGUGAGGCGCCCCCAACUUGUUUUUCUGGACGAAGUUUGGAGUGGUAUGGAUGCAAAUACGGUGCGAGCUGCGAGGCACUACCUUUGCGAGGGUGGUGCUUGGAUCCGACCAAGCAAUGGUGGUUAUCAGCCACUGGGAGGAAGAGGUGCCAUGCAGGGUACAAGAUGGUUUGAGACAAGUAAAUUAGAUGAUGGGGAAGGACAGGAGUUGUAG